CGUUGUCAGGCAGCUGGAGACUAGGUCCAGGGGUUGGGGGGAGGGGGGAGGAGGUCAGGCCGAAUCUUCCUCCGUAAUAAGAAGCUACGCGUCCCGCGGUCCUGGCUCCGUGGGUCCGGUCGGAUCGGGCCUGGGCGCUGGAGCUGCUGUGGCUCCCACCGCGACGGGUGCGAUGGAGGCCGUCCCGGAGCCCAGCGCUCACGCCGGGGGAGGCCGAAACAGCCGGCGGUGCUAGUAAAUGAGGCGGCGGCGGCGACGGCGGCAAGGGCUCUCCAUGAGCAAGCGGCGGCGGCGACGGGUGCGGCGGCACCGGCGGUUUUCGGUCCCCGGGGAGGAUGAAGACACUGUUUGAAGAGAUCAAAGCAUCAAUUAAAAAUAACUAUAACCAAGAUCGCUCAUUUUGGAGGCCUGUUCUUCCUUGGGGAGGUGUUUUUACUAUCAAAGCUGGCCGCAAAGCAGUCUCCUGUACACCACUCUAUGUUGAAAUAAGACUGAAAAAUACCUGCACCAUAGAUGGAUUCUUGAUGUUACUCUAUGUCAUUCUCAAUGAAAAUGAAAAUUUCCCCCGGGAACUCUCUCUUCAUUUAGGUAGAGAGUUUGUAGACUGUUUUCUUUAUUUAAUGGACACCUACAGUUUUACAACCGUGAAGCUACUUUGGAUUUGGGACAAAAUGGAAAAACAGCAAUACAAGUCUGAAGUUCAUAAAGCUUCAUUAAUAAUUGAUUUGUUUGGGAAUGAACAUGAUAAUUUUACAAAAAAUCUUGAAAAUCUCAUGUCAACCAUACAAGAGAGUUACUGUUCCAACUGGCGAUGCCCCACUCGAGUGCAGGAAGAUCAGCAACGCACAAUUAAUAUAAAUCCUCCCCAAGAAAUUCCACAUGGAAACUUGAUACGACUGGCUGUGGAUGAGUUAUUCUGUUCCAGGAUUGAACUGUGUGAAGAGCAUGGGUGUGGUGGCUUAAGAGAAUUUUCCCAAAGAGUGUUCUGCCACGGGGCACCCCCUUUUGUUGUCUUAAAUAUGCAGCAUUGGAAAUCUGAAGAUCUGGCAUAUGUCCCCUAUUAUUUGGAUUUAUCUGAUCACAAGUAUUUGUUGGAAGGUGCCACAUUGUUUAACAAAGAGGAACAUCAUUAUUCUGCAGCCUUUCAAAUUGAUGGACAUUGGAUGCACUAUGAUGGCCUCAGAAAUGUGAAUUUAAUUUUGUUAAAUAAACCCCCAGAGUUUCUCCUCUUGUCAUCAUUGGUUUAUAUUCGAGCAACAGAGAAAUAAAUAUAGACUGAUGCUAAAUUAUAUUGUUUUCCCUCCUGCCCAUGCUCCCCCAGAUGAAGGGCUUUUGCUUUGUAUAUACUUGGUAUCCAAGGAAAUAGUUCAACUAUAUUAGUUUCAGAGGUGUAUUUUCUAGUGUUUAGCCCCAGGUAAAAGUUUUAUAUAGAGAAUCUAUGCAAAAAUGUUUGUAUUUCUUUUUUCUUAAUCCCAGGUUAUUUUUAUACAAGCAUAUUUUAUGUUGAAAUAAAAUAUAUCUUGUAGCAUUUGUAUUUUUUAUUUAUAUGUACCGCAAAGGUUUUUUACAAUUCUGUCUUUGAAUCUGAGAAAAUAAUUCAUCAUUUGAAUUCUCAAUUUUUCCUUUUGGAUAUCCAAAUAAAACCUGGGUACAAAUCAGUUUUCAGUUUAUGUAAACUUAACAGUUCAAAAUACCUGACUGUAUUUAUUUGCCCUACCUCAUUAUAAUCCAAAGUGCACUAUUGGAUCUAGUGUGGAUUUGAAUGUACAACUUAGAGAUGGUUUAGUCUAUUUUACCUGACUUGCCUAAUGUCCCUGCAGCAAUUUUUUUAAAAUACUUUGGUAAGAAUGUUUCUCUGGACUUAAAUUAUUUCUUUAUAAUGGCAAAUAACUUCACUUGCUAAAGUAUUAAAAACCUAGCAGUGGAUUUUAAGUGUUAACUAAGCUCCAAGCUUAAUUAAGCUUAUUUUUACUCAAAUUAUAUAACUAAUGUUUAAAUGUAAUAGAAGUUCUCUAAUAAAAAUUUAUUUUGCAGAUAAGACAGCUAUAAAAAGUGUUAGGCAAACUGUGUGUUUACUAAUGUUGAAUGAACAAUGGAAAUGUACUUUAAACAUGUACUUAAGAGAAAAUGGGUGCCUGAGAAUACAGUUGACUCUUGAACAACUUGGGGGCUCGGGCCCUGAUCCCCCAAACAGCCAAAAUUCCCCCAUGUAACUUUACAGUUUUCCCUCAAAACUUGUGGUUCCACAUCCUUGGAUUCAGACAACUUCGGAUCAUGUAGUACUACCGUACAUGUGAACUGAAAAAAAUACCUGUAUAAGUGGGCCCACACAGUUCAAACCCAUGUUGUUCAAAGGUCAGUUGUCUUUCUCUUCCUAGUAAGUCACAUUGGCACAGAGGAAAAAAUACUUACAUUUUGGGGGUAACAUCUGUGUGCUGCCUUAAUAAUAGUAAAUUGAUACCAUGAGACUUUCUUUGAUUUGAAGUAUAAAUCCCCGGAAGUGUGUAGUUAUCAGAAUGUUAUGUUUCUUUUCAAAGACCUAGGAUCUCUCUUCCUUUUGCAAUGUAAAGGAAAAGUAAUAAGUAAUGUUCUCAAGGGAAAAUGCUUUUUGAAAUCUAUCAUCAUUUAUUUUAGUGUUUUCAGUGUGGUUGACCCUAGGUUUGGGGUUGAGAUUGAGUGCAAUAUAUUUGGAGAUUUGUACACAGCAUCACAAUUCACUGCCAUUUACCAAAUUGCUAAGGUUUAAUUCAAUAAAUUAAGUCUUACAUUGCAUUGGUGCCAUGUUAAGAUAACUUACUGAAGAAUGGAUAAAUAUAAGUGCAACAUUGAUGAGUAUGCCUUUUUAUCAUAUGUAAAAAAGGAAUAUUCAUUGUAUAUGCUCAAAGUCGUGAUCUAUUUUAUUUUUUUAAAAAUUCACACCAAAGUUUAUUUAAAUAGUUUCCGCACGUAUUUAAAUAGGGUUUGAUUUAUAGUCUACUUUUCUGGGAACACCUUACUGCAUGAAUCAAAGUAUACAGAAACACAAAUAUUAGCAUAUACAUAAAUGAUAUCAUUAACAAAAUUAUUCCUGAUGCAGAUUUAUUUUUUUGAAUUGCACUUUAUUUGGAAUAAUUCUAGCUUAUCACGAAACAGUGACAUACCUACCUCACAGGGUUGUUGUGAGGAUUUAAAUGUUUGUUAACAUCUUGACUACCUUGAACAUGCUAAUAAAAAAAAACAUUUUUUCUA
Molecule: messenger RNA, 3228 nt
Organism: Dama dama (fallow deer)
Lineage: Eukaryota; Metazoa; Chordata; Mammalia; Artiodactyla; Cervidae
Gene: DORIP1
Product: chromosome 13 C14orf28 homolog
Exons: 5
Coding region: 336-1268 (310 amino acids)
Source: RefSeq, a predicted model, not a curated record